Molecule: messenger RNA, 1861 nt
Organism: Nothobranchius furzeri (turquoise killifish)
Lineage: Eukaryota; Metazoa; Chordata; Actinopteri; Cyprinodontiformes; Nothobranchiidae
Product: transmembrane protein 54
Source: RefSeq, a predicted model, not a curated record
AACACCGGCACAUGAUUUCACGGUUUGACGAGUUUUAGUCGCUGGACUUCUACUUAGAAGCUUUAAAAGUCCUGAAAGGAUUUUAUUUUGAAGGUCAGUUAGAACAGGUGUGUCACGCCGCGUUUGGCCGCUGUCUGUCGGCUUCAGCAGGUGUCUGGGUAGCAACGCUGACCUGCAGCACCGUGGACCUAGCUGACAUGGCUGGCGCAGGUGUGUGUUGCGGCAGACUGGAGAAACCCAAGGUGCUGAUGAAGAUGGGUCUCAGCGUGAUCGUUGUCGGCCAUGUUACCUUCAUACUGGGAGCACUGGUGCAUGGUGCCGUGCUGAGAAACACCUAUCAGCACGAGCGGGCCCGGUUCAAGGAUUAUGCCGUGUCUGAUGUGCUCGCUCUCAUCUCUGGGUUCUUGGGUGUCAUUGUUGGCAUCUUGGCUAUCGUCCUGUCAAAACACAAGAAGAGCAAAGGCCUGACAUGGUCUUUAUUCACAUUCAGCCUGUUUUCGUCUCUCGUGGCAGCAGCUUCAACCGUCGGCCUCUUUGUGUCAAUGGUGACGGCUAUCAUUAACGGUGGGUGGAGCCUUCUGACCCACUGCCGCUUUCCUGAUGCUAUUGGCUACUCCAGCAAGACCAACGAGUGUCCCUUUGACCCUACCCGCGUCUACUCUACCACUCUGAUUCUUUGGGGACCUCUGAUCGUGAUGUGUUUUAUUCAGCUGGUGUUUUCUGCUCGUUGCUUUGCUGCCUGUGUUUCCUUCCUGGGAUUGCCUUGUAGUCGCACUAAGAAGAGGCACUUCACACAAACAAUACAUGUGGUGGGACCAGCAAAGGAAGCCUUUCAACCUCCAAGAAUCCACAAUCAGCCUUCAAAAGUCUAUACUGAACUUUCCAGGAUCCAUAACAACCCGGCUGAACUGUGCAGCGGAGCUCCAAGACAGCUGCCCCGAGCUCCUCCUCGGCAUCACUCUCGGCAGCCCCACAGGUCCCACUCCGAGAGGCAACCACUUCGGCAAACACACCGCGAGAGGUCGCGUGUAGAGCCGAGAGAAAUACGAGCUGGCAGCCGAGGAGAACGGGAGCGAGAACAGCUCCAACCGUUGAGAAGGGCUGCACCAGAGAGGUCCAGCUUUUGGAUUUAGCCGUUACUGUGAUUGAGUUGGAGUCGCAGAAACGUAGCAAACGAUCAAAGCUCUCUCUCUCUCUCGAGAGACGUUAUAUUUGUUGGUAGACUCCUCUAAUGUUCAGACCGUCUGCUCCGUGUCCCUGAUCCUUGUGUGUCUCUCAGGAAAGACAGCUGGGCUGAGGACACAAUGCUAGGUUUUAAUUCACAAGAAGCAGCUGGCUCUUCUUUUUAUGCCAAUAAUUGAACGCAACAUUGCCAUCAUCUUACAGGGCAACGAACAUCAGACGAGGUUUGCAUCUUUCAGAACUAUUGUUGGCUAAAGUUGGCGAAGAACAAAUGAAGGAGCAUUUUUUUCUCUUGUAUAAAAAUAGUUUAAUUUUCUUUUUUACAAAUUGCCACUGGCUUCACUUCAGCUUGUCAGGGACGUUGCUUCGUAAACAGCUUGGCAGUAUUUGUUCGACUAAAGAAAACCACGUCGAAUACCACAACGGCUGAAGCAUCAAACGGUUUGUGUGAAAACUUUUCGUCUACAAAUCAGAUCAGCUGCGUUUCCUGCUUCAGCCAUUUGUUUACACUUGUUUACCAGACCCUGUGAUUCACUUUAGAUACACAGAUAGUGUUAAUUUUCCUGAAGGAAAAUGUUUUUGUUUACAUUUAAAGUUUGCUGAUUUGUGAAGCAGCACUGAUUGUUUUUGUGUUUUCAUAUUUUUUUUCUAGGUUUGAUAAAUUUUUAUCCGAAUCAUC